Molecule: messenger RNA, 582 nt
Organism: Dioscorea cayenensis subsp. rotundata (Guinea yam)
Lineage: Eukaryota; Viridiplantae; Streptophyta; Magnoliopsida; Dioscoreales; Dioscoreaceae
Product: cysteine-rich and transmembrane domain-containing protein WIH2
Exons: 3
Coding region: 109-387 (92 amino acids)
Cellular component (GO): plasma membrane
Source: RefSeq, a predicted model, not a curated record
GCGUUCUUGGAACGAUAUCAAUAUCAAUAUCAAUAUCAACUCUUGUUUUCAGGCUCUCUCCUCUGAGACGCCAAGCCCUCUCCCUCUCUUCAUCCCUCUUCUCCGAUCAUGAGCUACUACAACCAGCAGGCACCGCCGGUCGGAGUUCCCCCUCCUCAAGGGUAUCCACCAGAGGGCUACGCGAAGGACGCUUACCCACCGCCAGGGUACCCUCCUCAAGGGUACGCCCAGGGAUAUCCGCCGCAAGGCUAUCCUCCGCAGCAGGCUUAUCCUCCACAGUACGCUCAGCCACCGCCACAGCAGCAGCAGCAGAGCAGCGGACCGAGCUUCAUGGAAGGAUGCUUGGCCGCCCUUUGCUGUUGCUGCCUGUUGGAAGCUUGCUUUUGAGUGAUAUCGUCACCAUCGCAUCAUGGUCAUGAACAUGAUCUAUAUUUUCCCUCCAAAGAAAGAAGAGUUGUGGCCUGGUGUAAAUUUUAAUUCUUUUCCUUGUUCAUUUCAUCUAGUUUGGAAUUGUGUCUUGUGAUCUUAUUUGAACAUCUUGCUUUUACCGUUUCAGAGUUUAUAAAUGCAUAGUAUUUGCUA